This is a messenger RNA of Malassezia pachydermatis, 1290 nucleotides long. RefSeq names its product eukaryotic translation initiation factor 5. Gene Ontology annotation, biological process: formation of cytoplasmic translation initiation complex; formation of translation preinitiation complex; translational initiation. The transcript has 2 exons. Gene Ontology annotation, molecular function: eukaryotic initiation factor eIF2 binding; translation initiation factor activity; GDP-dissociation inhibitor activity. The record is from RefSeq and is a predicted model, not a curated record. Bases 1 to 1290 code for a protein of 429 amino acids. NCBI's taxonomy places the organism in Eukaryota, Fungi, Basidiomycota, Malasseziomycetes, Malasseziales, Malasseziaceae. Gene Ontology annotation, cellular component: cytosol.
AUGACCAUUGUCAACAUCCGCCGUGACGUCGACGAUAAGUUCUACCGUUACCGUAUGCCUCUGCUGGAGACCAAGAUUGAAGGCAAGGGCAAUGGUAUCAAGACGGUCAUUCCCAAUAUGUCGGACAUUGCGCGUGCGCUGAGCCGACCGCCUUCGUACCCUACGAAAUUCUUUGGUUCUGAAUUGGGCGCACAAACGAUUCUCGAUGAGAAGAACGACCGAUACAUUGUGAACGGUGCGCAUGAUGCGACGCGUCUGCGUGAGCUUCUUGAUGGGUUUAUCGACAAGUUUGUGCUCUGCGGGGAGUGCAAGAACCCUGAGACGGACCUGAAGAUCCGUAAUGGCGAGAUUAUCCGUGACUGCAAGGCGUGCGGUAAGCGCACGUAUGUCGACAUGCGUCACAAGCUGACGACGUUCAUUCUGAAAAACCCGCCUCCGAAGCGCGUGAAGGGUGCGAAGGGCGCAGGCGCCGCAAGUGGCCAGACGGUGCAAGCGGAUGCCGGCGAUGCCGACGAGAAUGCGGGUAGUGAUGAUGAGCUGACGCGCCGCAUUAACGCCGAGGCGAAGUCGAUUCCCACGGCUGAGCAGCGAGAGAAGGACGUGGACGCCGACGAAGACUGGUCGGUGGACACGUCUGAGGCGGCUGUGGCUGCGCGUGUCAAGGCGCUUGAAGGUGCGAUGAAUGUGCUGGGCGUGGGUGACGACGAUGAGGGGGAGGAGGAUGAGUCGAGCCCGUACGCGCAGUUCGGUACAUGGAUCCUGGAAGAGCGCGAGAAGGGCAAGGCGCCUGGCGCUGCGGAUGUGUACCGCAAGGCGCAGGAGCUGGGCAUUGAGAAGAAGCACAAGAGCCUGCAGGUGCUCUUCCAGGCGCUCUUUAGCGAGAAUGCGCCGGCGGAAGUCGAGCGGUAUGCGCCGCUGCUGCUCAAGAUGGUCACCUCGGAGAAGCACCAAAAGGCCAUGCUGGGUGGUAUUGAGCGUUUGGCCGGCUUAGAGCACACUAGCUUGGUCCCGAACGGUGUACCGAAGCUGCUUAUGGCGCUGUACCAGAUCGAUGUGCUGGAUGAGGAUGUCGUGUCACAGUGGGGUACGCAUGUGUCGAAGAAGUACGUCGACAAGGAGACGUCGAAGCGUGUGCGCAAAGCCGCUGCGCCGUUCCUUGAGUGGCUGGAGCAGGCAGAAAGUGAUGACGAAGACGACGAGGACGAGGACGAGGACGACGAGGCGGAGGAGGAGACGCAAGACAACGCCACGGCAUACCAGGAGGGCGAUAGUGACUUGGACGACUUGUAG